AUAUCGCUUAGACAAAUUGCUUUCGGAAGAAGAGUUUGCUGCCUUCUUAGGUCAAGAAAACCAAGAUAACUUUUCCAUCCGGCAAAAUUGUCUACAUUGUAGCAAAAAUAAGUUCAGCAAACCACGACAAUUUAAUUUGCUUUUAAGUAGCAAUCUACAAAUAACUAACCACGAAAAGGAAAACCUUGUUUACCUGCGACCGGAAACUUGCCAAGGAAUAUUUGUUAAUUUUACGGCUAUUCAAAGAAGCACCCGUAAAAAGUUGCCUUUUGGAGUGGGGCAAAUUGGCAAAAGUUUUCGUAAUGAAAUUACUCUCCAUCAUGGUAUUUUCCGCACCCGAGAAUUCGAGCAGAUGGAAUUAGAAUUUUUUUGCCGGGAAGAGGAAAGCGAAAA
Molecule: messenger RNA, 393 nt
Organism: Racocetra persica
Lineage: Eukaryota; Fungi; Glomeromycota; Glomeromycetes; Diversisporales; Gigasporaceae
Source: the annotation of a GenBank genome assembly